GAGAAGGGUUUGAGGAUGUCCACCCAGGCAGCAGGGAACCAGACCUCCUCCGGGGCCACUGACGAUGAGGAUUCCUAUGACAGCUGGUACAUCGACGAGCCCCAGGGUGGCCAGGAGCUCCAGCCCGAGGGGCUGGUCCCCUCCUGCCAGCCCAACGUGCCACCCGGCCUCUACCACACCUGCCUGGCCGUGCUGUCGAUCCUCGUGUUGCUCCUGCUGGCCACACUGGUGCGGCGCCGCCAGCUCUGGCCCCGCUGCGGGCAUGGCAGGCCCGGGCUGCCCAGCCCUGUGGAUUUCUUGGCUGGAGACAGGCCCCGGGCCGUGCCUGCCGCCGUCUUCAUGGUCCUCUUCAGCUCCCUGUGCCUGCUACUCCCCACCGAGGACCCGCUGCCUUUCCUGAGCCUCGCCUCACCACCCGGCCAAGAUGGGGAAGCUGAGACUUCAAGAGGGCCGUGGAAGAUAUUGGCUCUGCUCUAUUACCCUGCCCUCUACUAUCCGCUGGCUGCCUGUGCCACCAUCAGACAUGGAGCUGCCCACUUGCUCGGCAGCCUGCUGUCCUGGGCUCAUCUGGGGGUCCAGGUCUGGCAAAGGGCAGAGUGUCCCGAGUCACCCAAGAUCUACAAGCACUACUCGCUGUUGGCCUCGCUGCCUCUGCUUCUGGGCCUCGGAUUCCUGAGCCUUUGGUACCCAGUGCAGCUGGUGAGAAGCUUCAGUCAUGGGGCAGCCACGGGUUCCAAGGGGCUGCAGAGCAGCUACUCUGAAGAAUAUCUGAGGACCCUCCUUUGCCAGAAGAAGCUGAAAAGCAGCUCUCACACCUGCAAGCAUGGCUUCGCGUCCCGGGCCUGGAUCUACUUCAGACACUCCAUCUACAUUCCGCAGCGAGGAUUCCGACUCCCCCUGAAGCUGGUGCUUUCAGUCACCCUGACAGGGACGGCCAUCUACCAGGUGGCCCUGCUGCUGCUAGUGGGCGUGGUACCCACCAUCCAGAAGGUGAGGGCGGGGAUCACCACGGACGUCUCCUACCUGCUGGCCGGCUUUGGGAUCGUGCUCUCAGAGGACAGGCAGGAGGUGGUAGAGCUGGUGAAGCAUCACCUGUGGGCUCUAGAAGUUUGCUACAUCUCGGCCUUGGUCCUGUCUUGCUUGCUCACCUUCCUCAUGCUGGUCCACUCGCUGGUGACACACAGGACCAACCUGCGAGCUCUGCACCGAGGCGGUGCCCUGGACAUAGGCCCCCUGACCCAGAGCCCCCACCCCUCCCGCCAGGCCAUAUUCUGUUGGAUGAGCUUCACUGCCUACCAGACUGCUUUUACCUGCCUUGGACUCCUGGUACAGCAGAUCCUCUUCUUCCUGGGGACCUUGACCCUGGCCUUCCUGGUGUUCAUGCCCAUGCUUCACGGCAGGAACCUCCUGCUCCUCCAUUACCUGAAGUCCUCGUGGCCCUUCUGGCUGACCUUGGUCCUGGCUGUGACCCUGCAGAAGGUGGCGGCCCACUGGCUCUUUCUGGACACUCACCAUGGACGCCCAGGGCUGACCAACCGAAGAGCACUCUGUGCAGCCACCUUCCUUCUCUUCCCCAUCAACAUGCUGGUGGGCACCAUGGCGGCCGCCUGGAGAGUGCUCCUCUCCGCCCUCUACAAUGCCGUCCACCUUGGCCGGAUGGACCUCAGCCUGCUGCCGCUUAGAGCUGCCACUCUUGACCCCGGCUACCACACAUAUUGCAACUUCUUGAAGAUGGAGGUCAGCCAGUCACACCCAGCUGCGACAGCCUUCUGCACCCUGCUCCUGCGGACUCAGAGGCCCCAGCCCCGCGUGACCCCCCGGGAUGGCCUCAGAUUGGGGGAGGAAGAGGAAGGCAUUCAGCUGCUACAGGCCAAGGACCUGGUGGCCAGAGGAGCGAGGCCCAGGGCCCACCACGGCAGGGCUCGCUGGGGUCUGGCGUACACGCUGCUGCACAACCCAGCUCUGCAGGCCUUCCGGAAGACAGCCCUGCCAGGUGCUCGGGCCAAUGGUGCCCAGCUCUGA
Molecule: messenger RNA, 2022 nt
Organism: Budorcas taxicolor (takin)
Lineage: Eukaryota; Metazoa; Chordata; Mammalia; Artiodactyla; Bovidae
Gene: STRA6
Product: signaling receptor and transporter of retinol STRA6
Exons: 18
Coding region: 16-2022 (668 amino acids)
Biological process (GO): vitamin A import into cell
Cellular component (GO): plasma membrane
Molecular function (GO): signaling receptor activity; retinol transmembrane transporter activity
Source: RefSeq, a predicted model, not a curated record